Carassius auratus (goldfish) is the source of this 656-nucleotide messenger RNA. RefSeq names its product 39S ribosomal protein L33, mitochondrial. Lineage: Eukaryota; Metazoa; Chordata; Actinopteri; Cypriniformes; Cyprinidae. The record is from RefSeq and is a predicted model, not a curated record. Gene Ontology annotation, biological process: translation. Gene Ontology annotation, molecular function: structural constituent of ribosome. Gene Ontology annotation, cellular component: mitochondrion; ribosome. The transcript has 4 exons. Bases 94 to 291 code for a protein of 65 amino acids.
AUUGGCGCUUUAGCCGGAAACUUUCAGAGGUCAGAGGAGCUGGAGUUCAAUGUGACAUUUUCGAGCGGUUACUUAUGUUAUAGAAGAAUACGAAUGUUUCUCACUUCCGUAAACUUUGCCAAGAGCAAAUCUAAGACUUUGCUGGUUCAGAUGGUGAGUGCAGCUGGCACAGGUUUCUCUUUUAACACGAAGAGGGGCCGAUUGAGGGACAAACUGGUUUUGCGAAAGCAUGACCCCAUAGUGAACAAACAUGUUCUGUUCAUUGAGAAGAGGAAAAUACGAUCUCUUUAAAAAUGGAAGAAUCUCUUUUGACACAGACACUGAGAAAACUUUUUGACACGGACCCUUUUUUCAAGCAUUAUUGGCGUAAAACAACUGCCACAGUGUGAUGAUCAACAUCCAGCAUAUGCAAGUGUCACUAAACAACUAUGAAGGAAGAAGAUUUACAUCAAAGUAAAGACCCUGCAUCGCUGCAGCUGUGGAUGACUGGUCUAAUUGAGACCAGAAAUGAGCUGUACAUCCUGUCAGGAUAAUGUGCUGUUAAGGCCAUUACAAUAAGUGUAUUAUUUUGGAUUUGUUUGGUUCUUUUGUUUUCUUUUUUGUACCAUGUCAGAAUUUUGACCUACUGCAAACAAUGAACCACCUACUCAAUGACA